Molecule: messenger RNA, 1252 nt
Organism: Mizuhopecten yessoensis (Yesso scallop)
Lineage: Eukaryota; Metazoa; Mollusca; Bivalvia; Pectinida; Pectinidae
Exons: 5
Coding region: 60-725 (221 amino acids)
Source: RefSeq, a predicted model, not a curated record
AUCCUACCAUCUCAUAUACCUCCUGGUUGUCGUUGCUCAUACCAGCAAGACCAAGCAUCAUGAUUUCGGCUCUGUUUCUCCUGGUCGUGACUAUCUCCACCAUUGAUGGAAUGCCGUAUUCUUUGGAUGAGGAAGCCACAAGGCUGCUAGAAAGAAGAGGAAAACCUGUCGUUUGUGAUGCCGGUAAACCGGGUUCAAUCGCAUUUGUAUUCGACACCGCCGAUGGUACAAACGACUUCGACGAUCAGAAAGAUUACGCCGCAAAAAUUGCCAAAUUCUUGCCUGAGAAUGGAAAGGUCUCGGUCGCAGGCCUCGUCUACGGGGGCUCUACCGCAACCACCAUCCCCCUAGGAAGUGAGACAACCUAUGACAGGCUCGUGUCAGCCAUUAACGGUAUCUCUGAAGAGGAACACGGACCGCGUAAUGAGGCCGCUGCUCUGACUGCCGCUGCUGGUCUCUUAAAAGAUUCCUCAGGAGAAAAGGCUAUCGUUCUGUUCGUCGACGGUUCUGCAGCUGACGCAGCGGCUGCCAAAGCUGAAGUUGAAAAGCUUGAAGGAAACGAGAUCACUGUCUUUUUCGCCUUCCCCAAGAGUCUGUACAGCUCACUGGAAACUGAGCUGAAGGAGAUCGCCACCGAGCCAUACAGCCUGUCAUUGAACGCCAUGAACAGCUUGUCUUUAGCAGAAUCAAUCGGAAUCGAAUUCGACAUAAAGUACAGCUGUUAGACCGACUCCUCAUCCUGAUGUCAUUUUUCGCGAAACCUAUAAAAGUUUAUUUCGUUAGCUUUAUGUGCUUAAAAGUUAAUGUGCACACAGACACAGACCAUGCAGACUCUUGAAGGUUACUGUGGACGAUUGAUGUGCUGGUAUCAGUAGACCUUGGUUACGAGACUUGUACUAAAAACAAUGCAUAACCGUAGAACGGUUGAAGUGAGCGGUAGAGUGAGUUGGUACUCUAAUAAUGACGUCACUGUAUCUGAUAUGCAACUUUCUACGAACAAACAGUGUUACUUAACUGAUUGAAACUGUAUGUGUAUGUAUAGUAUGACGACACAUAAGAACUCUAUACUGUGUAUGUGUAUAAAAGCUACACAUUAAAAUAUUACUAUCAACCAAUGCAUUAGCCUCGGUGUUGCGGAUUAUUUGUGUUUGUCGUCGAUGGCAUCAGCGCUUCUUCUGCUAAUUUCUGUGUUCAAUACUCAGCAUGUGAAUAAUACAAAGUGCAUUUAAAAAUAAAAAUAUAUCACAUUGCA